This is a messenger RNA of Rhizophagus irregularis DAOM 181602=DAOM 197198, 764 nucleotides long. Lineage: Eukaryota; Fungi; Glomeromycota; Glomeromycetes; Glomerales; Glomeraceae. The record is from RefSeq and is a predicted model, not a curated record.
AACGAGAUGGUCAAAGCUACACGUGUUUCAAUAACAAGCGAUCAAAACAAUUCACCUGGAACAUUACAACAGCGGGAAGUUACUACGAUUUCUGCGGCAUUUACAAUCCCUGCGUGUAGCAGUGUAUUUGAUCCAAUUGAUCAUGGUUCACGAUUUUACGUAAAGCGUCGUAUUGUCGUUGGUAAUGUUUCUAAAUGGAUUGCUUCAGAAAAAAGAGAUCCAAAUCUUCAAAAAUAUACACAUAAAUGGAUGGUAUACGUUGCCGGUCCACCUCAUGAUUUAAAUGUCACACCAUUCAUACGCAAAGUUCGAUUUUAUCUUCAUCCAAGUUAUAAACCUCACGAUAUUGUUGAUGUAAUUGAUCCUCCUUUCCAAUUAACUAGAUAUGGAUGGGGUGAAUUUCCAAUACGAAUACAAAUAUUCUUUGUUGAUAAGAGGAACAAGCCCGUAGAUGUGAUUCAUGCAUUGAAACUUGAUGACACUCAUAGUGGGAAGCAAAGACUUGGAGAUGAACAUGCAUUUGAUCUUGAAUUGGAUAGAAAUACAGAAUUUAUUGCUCCUGUUCCUGAAAAUAAUAAACGGAAGCGCAAGUUAAAUAUAGUUCAAGAGAGUCCUCAACAAUUUGUACCUAAUAAGAAACAAAUUUCUAAUGAUCAAAAACAAAGUGAAUGGAAUAAUAAAAGGCUUACCUCAGAAGAUAUGAAUUAUUUAGAACCGUUGUUGAAAGAAGCUGUUCAAAGUUAUCCAUUAGUCUUAUCUUUAGC